Sphaeramia orbicularis (orbiculate cardinalfish) is the source of this 1934-nucleotide messenger RNA. RefSeq names its product chemokine XC receptor 1-like. Gene Ontology annotation, cellular component: external side of plasma membrane; membrane. The record is from RefSeq and is a predicted model, not a curated record. Gene Ontology annotation, biological process: cell chemotaxis; positive regulation of cytosolic calcium ion concentration; G protein-coupled receptor signaling pathway. The transcript has 2 exons. Lineage: Eukaryota; Metazoa; Chordata; Actinopteri; Kurtiformes; Apogonidae. Bases 55 to 1119 code for a protein of 354 amino acids. Gene Ontology annotation, molecular function: C-C chemokine binding; C-C chemokine receptor activity.
UUUUACUUAAGGAUUUGGAUGUGUGCAUUGUCCUUGUGAAGGAAAACACCUGAAAUGACGCAAACAACAGUCACAUCACCAGAUACCAGCACCGAUGGAUACACAGAUUAUUACACUGCAGAUUAUGACAAUUACUAUGAAGAUGAGAUGUGCAUGGUGACAAGUACCACCGAAUUUGGGUCAAUCUUCAAUCCAGUGUUCUUCUCCAUCGUGGUGAUCCUCAGUCUGUUCGGUAACAUCCUGGUCAUUGUGAUUCUGGUCAAGUAUGAGAAUCUCAAGUCCAUCACGAAUACGUUCAUCUUUAAUCUGGCUGUGUCAGACCUCCUGUUCACUGCAGGUCUGCCCUUUUUUGCCUACAAUCACAUGUAUGGAUGGACUCUAGGGGAGCCUGCGUGCAAAACAGUCAACUUCGUGUUCAUCGUGGGCUUCUACAGCAGCGGUAUCCUCCUCAUCCUGAUGACCAUCCACCGUUAUGUGGCCGUCAUGAAUCCUCUGGCAGACAUUGUGUCCACUAAAGGUUUCCACAGCGUCCUGGCAUCUGUGAUCAUUUGGGCAGUGAGUGUGUUUGCUGCCAGCCCCGCUAUCACCUUCACUGGAGUCCAGAAUAAUGAAUACUGUGAAUAUAGGAAUUCUUACUGGAGCUUAUGGGGGAUUUACCAGCAAAAUGUUCUCUUCAUUGUGAGUUCUGUAGUGUUCAUCUUUUGCUACUCUCAGAUCAUGUGCAGGUUGUUACGUCCCACAGCCCAAAGAAGAAAAAGCAAAACUCUAAAACUCAUUUUUACACUCAUGAUUGUUUUCUUUAUUUGCUGGGCACCUUAUAACAUAGUAAUAUUCAAAAAGUCAUUUAAUUAUUGGCCUCGUUCCUCCAGUUAUGAACCCAAUACGUGUGAAAAUUACAGAUUGUUGGAAUUCGCCCUAAACAUUUGUCGACUCCUUGCCUUUUCUCACUGCUGUCUUAACCCUGUGUUUUAUGUGUUUGUGGGGGUGAAGUUCAAAAACCAUUUGAAGAGAUUGUUAAAAGGCUGGAGUCACAACAACAACAACAACAACAGCAUCCGCAGCAGACAAAGCAGACAUACAAUCAUUUCAUUAACCAGUGGUGAAGAGAUGUCACUGUAACUGAUGUACACAAACUGAAAGAAAGCCAUGUAGGUGAAUGCUUAGAACUGUCAAGGGUCUAUUUGGAGUCUCCUGUUGUCAGACACUGCAAUCUAAAUGUGAACAUAAAUAAGGUAUACUAUCAGUGUGUGCCAUACAUUCACAAACCUCUAGUGGGUGUAAAGUUCCCUUGUUUAGAUUUAGUCAAUAGCCUGUAUAAUUUUUAUACAUAACACAUUUCUCUAUUGUCAGUUUAAGGCUUUUAACAAUGAAAUGAGAUGUACAUUGUUAAAUGUUUCAUUAUAGUCUAAUCAAGACCCACACACUUUGUGUACCUAAUACUGAUUCAUUUAAUUAUAUAUUUUAGAAGAGAUAAUAUAACUGCAUACUGUAUUCAGUUAUAAUGCACUGUAUUUUAUUUUCACUAAUCAUCAUGUAGUUUUCUUACAUGUCUACAUGUCAAGAAUUAAUAUAAAUGUUAUGUUACGUUACAUUAUGUUACUUUUAAAAAUUACAUGUGUAAUGUAAUAAUUAUAUUAUAUAAUAUACUGAUGGAUGUAAAAUAUCAAUUGAGUUUUGUUUUUUGUUUUUUUUAAGUUAAUCACAUGUUGUAUUCACAACAUGUCUAAUAGUCAUUUAUGGGGCAUUUCAGUCCAACAGUCAAAUCAGAGUAAGUUCAUCAGUCAUUGGUUAUGAUACUACUGUUGACCUGUGCCCUCCAUCCAAACAAUAAUAAUAAUAAUAAUAAUAAUAAUAAUAAUAAUAAUAAUAAUAAUAAUAAUAAUAAUGAUAAUAAUAAUAAUAAUAAUAAUAGGUUCGAUUCCAACACCAGUUGA